Glossina fuscipes is the source of this 2039-nucleotide messenger RNA. Its product is annotated as coiled-coil domain-containing protein 22 homolog. The transcript has a single exon. The record is from RefSeq and is a predicted model, not a curated record. NCBI's taxonomy places the organism in Eukaryota, Metazoa, Arthropoda, Insecta, Diptera, Glossinidae. Gene Ontology annotation, molecular function: cullin family protein binding. Gene Ontology annotation, biological process: positive regulation of ubiquitin-dependent protein catabolic process. Bases 118 to 1851 code for a protein of 577 amino acids.
UGUGGGAAAGAGUGUAAAAUAUUUUAAUAAUUAGCAAAUAAAUAAUUGUAACACUGUAGUUAGAUACUUCCUGAUUUCUCGAAAAGUGUAUAUAAAUAAUUUUACUUUGUACACGAUAUGGAUGAAGUUGACAAAAUUAUAAUACAUUCCUUAAAGCAGAUUGGUUGUAAAUUAGAACCCGAUGAGGAAGGAGAUGACGUAGCUUUUGGUUUGCAACAUUUUACACCGAAUUUAUUAGUGAGGGCGGUGUCUAAGUGCCUGCAAGAAAUUAAUCCCACUAUUGCUGUACCUAAGUCGCUACCCGAAAAUAUGGCCCAAAGAUUUACAAUAGCUACUCUCUUGGGUGAAAUGUGCGGCUCUUGCGGUUAUCGCGGCGACAUAGGUUAUCAAACUUUUCUCUACCCGAACGUAGUGGAUGUAAGGCGUUUAUUUAUGUUUUUAAUUGAACAUUUACCUAAAGAAUUGGAAUCUAGUACGGAUGCGCAAACGGGUGAGGAGAAAAAUGACUUUAUUUUGUUAAUGAGAGAUAUCAAACGGCAAAUAGCCGUACAGAUGAAAGCGCCAUGGGUUCCGCAGUACUGUAGAGGAGUAGCAAAUAGAAAGGCUUGGGGCUGCAGCAGUCAGUCAAUACCCUUUGACCCACAAGUAAGUUUAAAUAUUCCCGGUAGCUAUGAGGGAAGCAACCCUCAGUCCCAAAGGAAUAUAAAUUCAAUCAGUUAUCAAAUACCAAAUGUAUUUCAACAAAUCGCAGAAACUGGCCAUGAUCUUUUAAGUUCGGUUUUGCAUAAAAAUUCCAUAGAUGUAUAUGAUUAUCAAGAAUUAUCUUUAAAAGGUAUGUGUUUAUGUUUAAAAGACUCUACAAAUAGUUCCAACAACUCAACGAUAACGCAAACGGAGCCGACCGUUAAUGCCAGCCAACAGCCAGUUAUUUCAAAUAAAACUAUCACAGCUUUUACCACAUUAGAACAGCUAACUCAGGAAGUAGACUCGUUGAAGCUGCGAAACGAUGAAAUUCUGAAUAAACGUCAAGUAGCCAGUUCUAAAUUAAAUAAUUUACGUCAACAACAGGCCAAUACAUUAGCAAUCACAGAACAAUUGCGUAAAGAUAUGAAAAUUCAUGAACGCUGUUGUAUGGUGUUAGAAAAUCCCGAUGAGAAUCUCAGCAAACUAAAAGAUUUGAUUGAAAAAACGAAAGAACGUAGACAAACAUUGGAAAACCAAUGGAAAUCGCAUAGGCAACCCGCUUUAGAGAAGAUCAAUGAAUUGCAAACGUUAAGGCAAGCAAAAAAUUUGCAAAAUAUACAGGAAUUAAGAACUAUAAUAAAGCAAUUGGAAACUACUUUGAAGGGAAAAAUUAGUCAACACGUUCAGCUUGGGGAGGAAUUAAAAAAAGCAUCCUCAACAUCUGCUCCGCGAAAAGAAUACACCCGUCGUAUACACGAAUUUAUAGGCAAUAUUCGCAAGCAACGCAACGACAUAUAUAAAAUCUUAGACGAUACCCGUGAUCUUCAGAAACAGUUAAAUUCAAUAUCGGCCCAAUUGGAACGACAGUUUAACUAUACAGAUGAUCUACUUUUCCAGAGCGCCAAGCAUGAUUUGCAUGCUAAACAGGCUUAUAAAUUUUUAGCGUCUUUACAUGCAGCUUGUAAUGAAAUCUCUGAAUUGGUUUCACAAACUGGACAGACAACAAAAGAAAUCCGCGACUUGGAGAUACAAAUUGAUCGGGAACGCAUGCGAAACAUUGCCACAAGCUUAGAACAAAUAAGUUCAGAUAUACGUAAUUUCGAAACAGUUAUUAAGACAAUGCAAGUGGAAAUAAAACAAAUGGAAAAUGAAAUAACCACUGGGUAGAUGCGAAGAAAGUCUAAAUCAUUCUUUCAAUUGCUUAAGGGGCCAUGAAUGGAAUCAUAAUGUUUCAAAAUAUCUGUUAAGAGGAGAAACCUAUUGCAAACAUUUGUUUGCUGCCCUCGUUUUACGAGUUCUUAUAUAUGAGCAAAUACAGGUAAAGGGCAAUAACUUACCUGUUUUCUUUCAAAGAU